UAACGAUAGUGGACCUAAACAAGGAAUGGUUUCAGAAAAAAAAGUUUGGUUUCGUAGGGUCACAUUUUUGUGACUUUCAGGUUCUUCAAUUGGAAAGUUGUACUGGAACGGGACAGGAUUUCUGUGACGAUGUCGUUUAAGGACGUACGAGACCUCUCGGAGCACCUGAAGAUCCUCGGCUACCCCAACAACAUCCCCCUCUCGGUCCUGAACACUCCCUACGGAGGUCCGGAAAGCUUCAAAGCCUACUACGACGUCCUUACAUGGCUGAUCGGUCGGCUCGAGCCGAACCUAAUCCUGGCCGGCGGCAUCCGCUCCGAGCAGGAUCGCGUUCUGUUCGUGCGAUCGGCCACAGAAUUUCUGGUCACCAAGUCCAGCAUCAAAGUGAACCCUCGGAAGCUGUACGCCAGCUCGGCUGCCGCCGCUAAAGAACUGCUCAAGGUGACCUCUCUGCUAAUUGCGUCCCCGAAGGUGACCGGUGCCGAUGAGGAGUCGAUCAAGUCGCACGUGGAAAUCGAUCUGUCCGAUAAGAUGGACGACUUGAAGAAGGUUCGCGGGCUGUCAUCGGAGCUGACUAAUCGCGGGGCUGCGCUAUACGAUUUACUGAAGAAGGAGUUGGUCAAUAGGGAAACUCGAAUGGUACAAUCGACGCGUCCGCUGGAAUUGGCGACGGUGGAAAAGGUGAUCAAGUCAGCGAUCACGUCCUUGGAUUCGAAACUGGUGGCGUCGAAGGCAUCGCUGGAGAGCUUGAAGGCCGAGAAUGGUAACUUGACUGCCAAGAUUCAGCGCAAGUCGUCGGAGCUUGAGCGAUCGAAGCAACGACUGCAAGCACUGCAGAAGGUGAGACCGGCGUAUCUGGAGGAGUUUGAGAAGUUGGAACUGGAAUUGAAGAAUUUGUACGAACAGUAUAUAAUCCGGAUUCGCUGCGUGGAUGCGCUGAAAUCGCAGCUGAUCAGCAAGAAUCGCACUCCGACGCCGACUUCACCGAUCGCCAAGAUGACGGACAGCAGUAUGACGAUUUUGCCGGAGGGAUUGAUGGACUCGGAUGAUGAGAAUGAAGACGAGAUCGAUGACUUCGAUGAGAGGGAGGAUGUGAAACUGAAAUCGGAUAAACGGGUAUUGCGCAGUGAGCUGUUGAACAGGGAUCGUGGCUCGACGCGUUUCCGUACAAGAACUGCCGAAGGAGGACCAUCGUCAAUGAGUGGACGGGACCGAGUCAGGAUGAUCGGUGGGAUGAACGACGAUUUGGGACCACUGGAUAGCUCUUUGGGAAGUUCGGCAGAAUCCGAAAGCGAUCUAGAGAUGGACGGAAAUGGACUUAUCGACGAACUUCGCUCGGAUGAUGAUGACGACGAUGAGGAUGACGAAAGUCUGACAAAGCUGACAAGGGAGAACUCGAACCUGGCGCGGAGCGCCAAGCAGGACCAGAGCGAUGAAGACUUUUAAAUCGUCCGUCGCCUUCAUGAUCGCUGUCUACUGAUAACUUAAUAUUUUAUUUUUAAAACACAAUAAAAUGUACAUAGGUUUAUACACAAGUGGUAGUUCCAUAAUUGCA
Molecule: messenger RNA, 1555 nt
Organism: Aedes aegypti (yellow fever mosquito)
Lineage: Eukaryota; Metazoa; Arthropoda; Insecta; Diptera; Culicidae
Gene: Cluap1
Product: clusterin-associated protein 1
Exons: 3
Coding region: 130-1446 (438 amino acids)
Biological process (GO): cilium assembly
Cellular component (GO): intraciliary transport particle B; centrosome; cilium
Source: RefSeq, a predicted model, not a curated record